Vitis riparia (riverbank grape) is the source of this 2148-nucleotide messenger RNA. RefSeq names its product 3-ketoacyl-CoA synthase 1. The transcript has a single exon. Gene Ontology annotation, molecular function: acyltransferase activity, transferring groups other than amino-acyl groups. NCBI's taxonomy places the organism in Eukaryota, Viridiplantae, Streptophyta, Magnoliopsida, Vitales, Vitaceae. Gene Ontology annotation, biological process: fatty acid biosynthetic process. Gene Ontology annotation, cellular component: membrane. The record is from RefSeq and is a predicted model, not a curated record. Bases 315 to 1907 code for a protein of 530 amino acids.
UUUUUUGUUUUUUUUUUCUCUUCUCUUUCCUUUCCUUUCUUGCAUACUCUUCUUCCUCCUCAUCCUGGUGGUUGAACUAUAUCUGAUUGAAACAACUAAAUUGCAUUAAAUUCAAUACUCUGUGUACAGCUUUCUUUCUUGCACAUAAUUAAUUAUUCUAUAUUGGGUUGUACAGCUUUUAGUCUCUUUUCUCUUUCACAUCCAACAAAGUGUUCCAACCUUGUAGCAUUGCAUCUGCUUCUUAUAUAUGCUCUCUCUUCUCUUCUCUUAAUUCUCAGAAAGAGAGGAAGAGUAAGGGAGGGAGAGAGAGAGAGAUGGGUAGUAUAGAGAUGGAUAAGGAGAGGUUGACAGCGGAGAUGGCGUUUAAGGACUCGUCAUCCGUGGUUAUCAAGAUCCGGCAGAAGUUGCCGGACUUUUUGCAGUCUGUGAAGCUCAAGUACGUGAAAUUGGGUUAUGGGUACUCGUGUAACGCCGCCACUGUUUUGAAAUUUGGGGUUGUUUUGCCGUUGUUGGUGGCGACGGUGGUUCAGAUCACUGGGUUGAGGUUUGAUGAUGUUUCUGAUUUGUGGACGAGUCGGGCGCUUCUCGUUGAUACGGCGACGGCGGUGACUGGUUCGGCGGUGCUGCUCUUCCUCUUGGGGGUCUACUGGGCGAAGCGGCCCAGCCCGGUUUAUCUGGUGGAUUUUGCUUGCUACAAGCCGGAGGAUGGUCGGAAGAUGUCGGUGGAGUCGUUCUUGGAGAUGACAGAGGAAAAUGGGAAAUUCGAGGAGGAGACGGUUCAGUUCCAGCGGCGGAUCUCUACCCGGUCCGGUUUGGGAGACGAGACGUAUCUUCCGAGUGGGAUCACCUCCACACCGCCGAAUCUGUGCAUGAAGGAGGCACGAGCGGAGGCGGAGGCGGUGAUGUUCGGCGCACUGGACUCGCUUUUCAGCAAAACCGGUGUCAAACCCAGCGACAUCGGGAUACUCAUCGUAAACUGCAGCUUAUUCAAUCCAACUCCAUCUCUCUCAGCUAUGAUCGUCAACCACUACAAGCUCAGAACCGACAUCAGCAGCUACAAUCUGGGCGGAAUGGGCUGCAGCGCAGGCCUCAUCUCUAUAGACCUCGCGAAACAUCUCCUCAAAGCAAACCCAAACACUUAUGCCGUCGUUGUCAGCACGGAAAACAUCACUCUCAAUUGGUAUUUCGGGAAUGACCGCUCCAUGCUUCUCUGUAACUGCAUCUUCCGCAUGGGCGGCGCGGCCGUGCUCCUCUCCAACAAGUCCCGCGACCGGAGUCGCUCCAAGUACGAGCUCGUCCACACCGUCCGGACCCACAAGGGCGCAGACGACAACAGCUACAAUUGCGUGUACCAGAGAGAAGACGACAAGGGUACAAUCGGCGUGUCACUGGCUAGAGAACUAAUGGCGGUAGCAGGAGAUGCAUUGAAGACCAAUAUUACCACACUGGGUCCUCUUGUCCUGCCAUUUUCAGAGCAGUUCAUGUUCUUCGUAACCCUGGUGAGGAGGAAGCUGAUGAAGGCGAGGGUGAAGCCGUACAUACCAGAUUUCAAGAAGGCGUUUGAGCAUUUCUGCAUACAUGCAGGAGGGAGGGCUGUGCUGGACGAGUUGCAGAAGAACUUGCAACUCAGUGAAUGGCACAUGGAGCCAUCCAGGAUGACUCUCCACCGAUUCGGGAACACCUCCAGCAGCUCACUGUGGUACGAGUUGGCCUACACAGAGGCCAAGGGUCGGGUCUCUGGAGGCGACCGGGUCUGGCAGAUUGCAUUCGGAUCGGGUUUCAAGUGUAACAGUGCCGUUUGGAGAUCUCUGAGGGAGAUUCCAGUGGGUGAGUCUGGAGAUAACCCCUGGGCUGACUCAGUAGAUCGUUACCCAGUCAAGGUUCCCGUCGAUGCAACAAAGCCUUAGUUAUCGUUCCUUUUUUUUUAAAUGUUUGUAAUUUUUCCUUUUUUUUUUUUUCUUUUUCGAAUGUACUAAAUUUGAUGGUGGACCAACACCAGACAUCGUCUGGAAGUGUUGAUUUAUUUGGUAUUUUCUGGCUCUGUCAUUGAGAAAAAGGGGUUAGAAAAAAUCCCAAGGUGUAUAACAUCGGAAAAUGACCUUGCUUGGAUAGGUGAUAUUCAGAUUUUCUCAUUUUCGUGCUUGGAAA